CUUGUUGUUUGAUGAUUUGUUGAUGGCGGCCAUUCUGACAGUUUCUGCAAGAAGAUGGUUACCAGGUAAUGUAGAUACCCUGAGAAUACCAGCUUGGUCCCAAGGAAUGUAUUCAAGUUAUAAUGAAAUAUGAUACAAGUGACCUACUUUCAAAGCACCUGUCUGUCAAAGCCUCAAACCUGGCAAAGCCCAAGCUGGAUGAAUCCAAUGAUCCACCUUCUCUGUGUUUACACCAGGCUGAAGAACACUGGCCUUAGGAAAUGCUCCUCCCUCUGCCUGGACAUUCAUACCCCACUUCUUCACCUUCAAACUCCUGCUCAUCUUGGAAUCAACACUACAUGUGAGGAGGGGGUGAAAGGAACAGAUUUUGGAAGUGGCCUGGAGAGGAAAACUAGUGGUCAAUAUCACGUGGACAAAUGUUCAGUGUUUUCCAAAGAUGGUGUUGAAGUAGUUUUUCCUACUGCCUUGCUUCACUCAAAGUUCUUCAGAACAUGGGCUGCAUGAAAUCAAAGCAAACUUUCCCAUUUCCCACCACAAUUGAGAGUGACAAGCGGCACCCAAGUGCAGAAAGUUUUAUGUCGGAAGAGAGAUUGCAACCUACAACACCUCCUCCAGUUAUUAAUGAGGAAGUGAAGGAACCCGAAGGACCCAAAGUCGUGGUCUGCGAAUUUGCACAUCGCCUGUCCCAGGAAAUCCUGAGUGAUGCCUUGAAGCAGUGGGCCGACAGGAACACCAAGUACUCUGACAUCCCCUUCAUUGAAAGUGAGGGGCCUUGACCCUGCAGAAUUAUGACACUUUCUUGAACUAUGGACAUAGUUGGUGCUAGUUUAAAUACAUGAAACAAAAGCAAAAAGUUGUAUAAAUAUAUACAUGAUUCCAUCUGAAUGUAAAAAUCAGUCUAUGAUAAUAUCAAGAGUACAGGAAUACCUAAAGUGAAAUGUGUUUUAAGCAAUUCUUUGGUAAUAGCAAUUUCUAUCUGCUCGGUCUUAGAUUUUAGUUACUUAAAGGGUUCAACAUGGGUCCUAUAGUACAGUAAUCCGCUGUAUAUCACCCCACUUUCUUCUUGAGAGAAUAUAGCAUCACCAAAGAAAUAAAAAGUGCCCCAAAUCUCCAAAUAGUUUAAAGACAAUCCUUUAAAAUAACUAUUUUUUAAUUUACACCCAAACCCCCAAGACAUGAAAAGAAUUUCUCUUGAAACGUCUUGGCAAUGGGUUGUUUGUCAAAACCAUGUGUCAAGGAUCCCAUGUGUGUUAGAUCACUUUAUUAAGAUACAACAGUCCCUUGUCACUGAAAUCUACAGGAAGGCAGAGAAAGGCUCUUUAAUGAAAUAAAUAUUUGGCCUUUAAGCAGACAGAAAUGCUACCUCUAAUUUUAACAAUUAUACUUUGGAACCCACAACUGAGUAGAAUGAAUUCUCUAAGUUAUGUAGGCAAAGAAACUUAUUUGAAGUGAAUGAUGCGCUAUCUUUUUGCUGCCUUUGGAUAUCUGGUCAUUUAACCUUCACUUCACCUAGUCCCAGGCCAUCUUAGCAACUCAGAAAAUAGAAAAACCACCCCUGUUUACACAAGGACCUGAAGUCCAUAAGGCUGAGAAAAAAAGUUCCCUAAAACAGCAAAAUGUAUUUUCAGCUCAUGAAAGAAAAAUUUAGGUUUCUGAGUGAUACUACUGACUCAGACAAAAGCCUAGAUGUUGCCAUUUUUCAUUCAUUUUAUAUCUCACAUCAGGAUACUUUUGCUGCAAGGUCAUUUGCUGAAAGAUAAAUUAGGUAUGUAAAAUAAUACAUAUUAUGAUGAUAACACAAAGCCAUAUAAAAGCAGCACAUCACACUAAAAUUUUUGGCACACAUAGGGAUAUUAGCUACUGGGUUUUGAUUUUAUCUAAAUAUUUUAACUUCAGGUUCCUACUUUAUUCUGGGUCCCUAUUUCCCAGGGGUGUAAUGCCCUCCAGACUCACAUCUAGCUGGAAGAGUAAACUGUUGCCACCCGCUCUGACACUCUGGCAGUAGUUUUGUCACCAAGCACCAUGCCCUCACUCCUGAAUCAUUUUAACAGAGCAUAAUAUCCUGUGACACACAGACUUAUCUUGGAAAUGUACGCUAUAUAUGUCAAAUCAUGGACAAGGCACUACAAGGCUUGCAUCAUCAGAGCAUUAGUGGAUAAACCAAGUUGGGAGCAGGCAGGAGAAAGAGCCGCAUAAACAAAUUUGUACUGCGUGCGGUAUAGUUUGGCACUGAUGACAAGAUACAUAAGAACAUCUUUAAUAAGAUAAUUCAGAU
This is a messenger RNA of Molossus molossus (Pallas's mastiff bat), 2275 nucleotides long. It is a transcript of the gene AKAP19, whose product is annotated as chromosome unknown C2orf88 homolog. The record is from RefSeq and is a predicted model, not a curated record. The transcript has 6 exons. Gene Ontology annotation, molecular function: protein kinase A regulatory subunit binding. Lineage: Eukaryota; Metazoa; Chordata; Mammalia; Chiroptera; Molossidae. The coding region runs from base 492 to 776 and encodes 94 amino acids.